This is a messenger RNA of Raphanus sativus (radish), 1016 nucleotides long. Its product is annotated as sodium/calcium exchanger NCL-like. Gene Ontology annotation, molecular function: calcium:proton antiporter activity. Lineage: Eukaryota; Viridiplantae; Streptophyta; Magnoliopsida; Brassicales; Brassicaceae. The transcript is spliced from 3 exons. Gene Ontology annotation, biological process: intracellular calcium ion homeostasis; calcium ion transmembrane transport. Gene Ontology annotation, cellular component: membrane. The record is from RefSeq and is a predicted model, not a curated record. Bases 16 to 840 code for a protein of 274 amino acids.
UGCUGAUUGGUAAGGAUGGUAAUGAUGAUGAGCUUGUCAGCUGCUGAGCUUAAGGCGCUUAUCAUCGGUAUCAGCUUUGAAGAUAUUGAUUUUGACAAGGAUGAUGCUGUUGGAAAAGUUCUCCAAGAUUUUGACAAGACUCUUGAUGAGCAAGUUGAUCAAGAAGAGUUUGUCCGUGGGAUUAAGCGUUGGCUUAUUCAAGCGAUGGGAGCUGCUGGUCCUUCUGGUCCUGAUGCUGGUCCUAGAACCAUGAAGUACCUUGACCAUUUCCAUGUGCAAACAAAGAGAGAGCAUGCUCUGUUGGGAGAUAAUGAGAAUGGUGAGAAUGAUGAGGAAUCAGGAGAGGUUGCAGACCCGAAAUGGAUCACUAUCAAAGCAGCUUUGUUGCUACUCUUAGGAGCAGCCAUUGCAGCUGCGUUUGCUGAUCCUUUAGUGGACACAGUUAACAACUUCUCAGCAGCCACUGGGAUUCCAUCUUUCUUCAUCUCCUUCAUCGCUUUGCCUUUAGCCACCAACUCAAGUGAAGCAGUCUCUGCCAUCAUCUUCGCCUCCCGCAAAAAGAUCAGAACAGCUUCCUUGACAUUCUCUGAGCUAUGUGGUGGAGUGACAAUGAACAACAUUUUGUGUCUCUCGGUGUUCUUAGCAAUCGUCUACGUUCGAGGGUUAACAUGGAACUUCUCAUCAGAAGUGUUGGUGAUUCUCAUAGUUUGUCUGGUGAUGGGAGGUUUUGCUAGCUUCCGCACAACGUAUCCUCUUUGGACAUGUUUCAUAGCUUACUUGCUUUACCCAUUCUCUUUGGGUCUGGUCUAUAUUCUUGAUUACUGGUUUGGCUGGUCGUAGUUCAAAAGAUUUGGUGACAAGACUUGAGUUUGUUCUUGGCGUGUUUUGCUUUUAUUUCUCUCUUUAUGUUAUGGAUUUGUGAGUGUAUAACUUAAAGUUAGUUCCUGAGAUUUGUCAGUGAUGAUGGAUGUUUGAAAUACUCACUAUUAAAGAAUAAAGAUAUAUUAUCUUUCUUA